Molecule: messenger RNA, 723 nt
Organism: Phytophthora sojae
Lineage: Eukaryota; Oomycota; Peronosporomycetes; Peronosporales; Peronosporaceae
Exons: 2
Coding region: 1-723 (240 amino acids)
Source: RefSeq, a predicted model, not a curated record
AUGGCACGCACCCCCAAGAUGGCCCAUAUCAAGGCGCAGAUGGCCGAGCGAGAGCGGCAGGAGGGGAAGGUGGCUAGCGCGCGCAACAGGUCGCAGCGAUCACAGGCGCUGCAGGAUGCCCGCGGCUCACGGGUCACGCCGUUUGGCCCUCAUGCUGAAAAAAAAGAGUUCUGUUCUGGUCCCUCAGUUCUGGUUCCUCAGUUCUGGCCCCUCAGUUUUGGUUCCUCGGUUCUGGUGUCCCCUUCUGGUUCCUCGGUUCUGGUGCCUUCGCUGCGCAAAAUGGCCAUCGUGAACCCCAAAUUCAGCAAGCCAAAACGCAGCAGCAACCGCAGCAACAACAUAGACAGCAUGACUCGCAAUCCGUCGUUGCAGCCGCCUCAAGGGCAGCAGCGCGGAGAGCGGCAGCGACGACCUGACUACCUGCAGGAGUCCAUGGAAGCGACGCGACAGAAGUUCGUCAUCGCGGAGGUGAUUAACGUCGCUCGCUGCAACGCAGACUUGAAUAAGCAGGUUCGCUUCCAAGGGCUUCCAGACUCCGAGAUUCCGCUCGUACCCGACAGAUGGGAGCCGUAUCAGCGCAAGUACAUCUGCACACACGGCUGGAAGGAGCGUAAGAGGUCGACAGGGAAGAGGACGUCGCACAAGCUCCGCCGCACGGACUGUCCGUUUCAGAUGCUAGCUCAAGUCGUCAUGCGCCGAGAUGGAACGUGGGCAUCAUCAUGA